Molecule: messenger RNA, 621 nt
Organism: Lodderomyces margitis
Lineage: Eukaryota; Fungi; Ascomycota; Pichiomycetes; Serinales; Debaryomycetaceae
Exons: 1
Coding region: 1-621 (206 amino acids)
Biological process (GO): poly(A)+ mRNA export from nucleus
Cellular component (GO): nucleus
Source: RefSeq, a predicted model, not a curated record
AUGGCAGAUUAUGCAUCACAGACCGUUGCCCAAUUGAAGGAGAUUUUGAAAGAAAGAGGCCUCAGCACUGAGGGUAAAAAAGCGGAUUUAGUCGCAAGGUUAACAGAGUCGGAUAGUGGAAACACUGGGGAGGGGACUACCACCACAGCAACUGUCGAAGCAGCAGCUCCGGUUACGCAGGCCACGGUAGCUACUGAAACUGGACAAAGCGGAGGAGCCAAUGAAACUACGGAGAACAAUGACCAAGCAGAUACCACAAGAGCCACAACCACUGACACCACUGACACCACUGACACUACUACCGCAACUGAAGCCAAGGAAGAAAAAGAGGCACCAAAAGUAUUAACCCCAGAAGAAAGGAAAACAUUGGCGGUUGAAUUGUUGAAUAAAAAGAUAGCUAGAGCUGAAAAAUUUGGGGAUGAAGCUGCUGCUGAACAAGCACGCAAGGAUUUGAAUCGUGUUUCGAAAUUUGGUGUUGAAUUGGGCACUUCAUUGGCUAGAGAGAUUGGAUUGGUUGAUAAUAAGUUGGGCGAGAAAAAGAAUCAUGGACGUUUUAGAGGUAAGAAAUUUGGUGGCAAGCACCAUCAUCGUGGAUUCAAAAAGAACAAUCGUAGGAAUUAA